GCUGAGCCGUGCUCUGCAUUAUGCGCUCGCGAAUCCGCUAUCCUCCCUCUGUUCAGUGUGUUGUUUACAGUUUUUCUUGCUCUGCAAAAAUAACCGGCGACUGGAAGCUGGCAACUUGCAUUGAUUGUAUUGGAUGUAGUGGAUCUGAGCGCUCCAAUACGCGCAUUGCCACGUCAAACUUUACUUGACAAACAUGGAUGUUUAUUUUGGCCUACAUUGUCUUUAUAGGGAGAUUUGCGCUUUGAUAGAUUGACCUGCUGAAACUUUCUUUUUGACAAUAAGAGGACCCCCCACAUUACUCAUUUUCUGCCAACUGGAUUACAUGAUUGUAUGAUAAUUUUUGAAGUUCAAGAUGCAGGUCCGAACGGUCCUUGAAGUGAAAGUUUUGGAUGUGCAGAAGAGGCGGAAUCCCUCUAAACAUUACGUGUACCUCAUCAAUGUCACAUACUCUGACUCCUCCUCUCAUGUCAUCUACAGGAGAUACAGCAAAUUCUUUGAUCUCCAGAUGCAGAUCCUGGACAAGUUCCCAGUGGAGGGAGGGCAGAAGGACCCCAAAAAGAGAAUAAUUCCCUUCUUACCAGGUAAACUCUUAUUUCGGCGAAGUCAAGUCAGAGACGUGGCUGUGAAAAGGUUGAAGCAUCUUAAUGACUACUGCAGAGCUGUGAUGAGGCUCCCUAACCAGAUCUCCCAGAGUGAGGAGGUGCUGAGGUUCUUUGAAACCAAGGCUGAGGACAUCAACCCUCCUAAAGAGGACUAUGGGGGAUCCACCAAACGCAAAUCAGGUUUGGAUGGUGCCGAUCCUAUGCUACUGGAGCAGUACAUGGUGGUGGCCAACUAUGAGAAGCAGGAGCCGGCGGAAAUCAGCCUGCAGGCCGGCAAACUGGUAGACGUCAUAGAUAAGAGCGAGAGUGGCUGGUGGUUUGUCAGUACAGCGGAGGAGCAGGGCUGGGUCCCUGCCACAUACCUGAAUACCCACAGCAACACACAAGAUGACCUGGAGCUGGGAGCCUCCAAGUCCAGGGAAGUCACUAAGCACCGUAAGGCCCAUCUGAAGAGGCUGGACCGGAGAUGGACCCUGGGGGGAAUGGUCAGCAGGCAGCAGAGCCGAGAAGAGAAGUAUAUGACGGUCCAGCCAUACACCAGCGAGGGAAAGGAUGAGAUCGCCUUUGAGAAAGGAGUCAUCGUGGAGGUCAUCCAAAAGAACCUGGAGGGCUGGUGGUUCAUCAGGUACCAGGAUAAGGAGGGCUGGGCCCCGGCCUCCUACCUGAAGAAGGUGAUGGAGGACUUCUCUCCCCGUAGUAGUAAUAAGAAGACCCCCUUGACUGGCCCGGUGGAGAUAAUCAGCAACAUCAUGGAGAUCAGCAACCUGCUGAACAAGAAGGCCCUGAGUGAGAAGGACGUGCAGACAGACGGCCAGCCAGAGGACAACCCCCUAACCACCCCUUCCCUGGUCAAGAGGCAGAUCAGCCUGCCCAUACCCUGCUCUAGCUCAGACUUCAGCCCUGGUGCCGCACUGGUGGAUGUUAAAGGCAAAGUAGAACCAGCCUCUCCAGUCAUAGCCCGCAUCGCUCCUCACAGAAUAGAGAUUGGCUCCCCAAUCCUCAGACAAAAGCCACCUCCUCGCAGAGAUGCAACUCUGGGAUUCAAUUUACCCUCGCCACCAGAGCCCCCUACUGUUGAAGCAGAGUACUACACCAUUGCAGAGUUCCAGUCCGUCAUUUCAGAUGGCAUCAGUUUUAAUGGAGGGCAGAAAGCAGAUGUGAUCGAGAAGAACUCUGGUGGCUGGUGGUAUAUCCAGAUUGGUGAGAAAGAGGGCUGGGCUCCCUGCUCCUACAUCGACAAACGAAAGAAGCCCAACCUAAACCGCAGGACCAGCACUCUGAGCCGGCCUAAAGUCCCGCCCCCAGCCCCGCCCGUCAAGAAGCAGGACUUUGUGGAGACUGUCCCUACCAGCAGUCCUGGUUCCGAGGCUCCAGAGUCCCCUGCAUCUCCCGGAAGGCCUGUGUACGAGGAGCCAGAAUAUGACAUUCCUGCCAUUGGUUUUGAUCUGGAGUCAGAGUUUGAGUUCCUCAGGACAGAAGGGUCCUCAGUGGAUGGGAAGAACGAGGAUAGCUCCUCAGAGAAGGGCUCUCACCUUUCCUCCAAGCCAUCUCCAGCCUCAUCUCUCCAUAGUGCCUCCUUCAAGAUGGGCGAGUCGUCUGAGGACGUGGGGCAGGAAGAGGAGGAGCCUGAGGGAGAGGAGUGUAUCUAUGAGAAUAACUGCUUCAUGCCUUUCAGAGAGAUGCCUUAUACACAAUCCAGUGGAGACUCAGACUCCCUGAAGAUUAGUGCCCCGUUGGAGACUAGCAAGGCUGAAAACUCUCACUCGAUGUUUGGGGCAAGGAGAAAAGGGAAGACGAUCCAGCUGAACGGCAGCCAGUCCCUGUCUCAAACCAAAGCAGAGGCCGGGGCAUCCAGCUCCAAACCUGCCUCUACAGAGUCCAACCCACAUCUCUCCAAGCAGUCCAGGCCCAAGAAGGACAACGAUGAGCACAAGAUGGGCUCCACCAAGUCCUCCACCAAACCUAAGCCAUUGGUCAGGCCUAAGCCCCAGCUGGCCAAGGCCUCCAGUGCAGAGAAAAUGGACAUUGGCAGCCUCCGGAGACAACUUAGGCCUACAGGCCAGCUGAAGAAGGGCUCCAGAGGAGAAGACUUUGAAACAGCCUCUGUCAUCUCCUCUGAGGACUCUGUGUCCUCCCACAGCACCUCCGACAUCUCCUCCAUCUAUUCUAAAGGCAGCCGGGGAGACUCAGACGAGGGCUGCAGUCUCUACCGCACCACAGAGGCCUAUGAGAAGGUCCAGGACUCAGAGAUGAGCUUCCCUCCCGGGGUGGAAGUGGAGGUGCUGGAGAAGCAGGAGAGCGGCUGGUGGUAUGUCCGCUUGGGCGACACUGAGGGCUGGGCUCCAACCUACUACCUGGAGCCUGUCAGGCAGCUGGACGACAAAGCUGGGUCAGAGUCCGAUGGCACCCCUACCAAACUGGGCAGCCUGAGCAAGUCCAACAGCCUGGAGAAGAAUGAGCAGAGGGUCCAGGCCCUGAACAACAUCAACCAGAGCCUAAAGAGGAGCAUACCGCCCAUCCCCUCCAAGCCCUUUGGCCUGUUCAAUGGCUCGCAGAAGAAUGUUAUGAAACAGCAGCAGGUGGUCAGGCCUCAGUCUGUCUUCAUCUCCAAGCCGAUCAUCGACGGGCCAAACCCAGUAGGCUCCCUUAGGAGGGGUGAGUCACUCAACUCCACUGACCAUCCACGCUCUAGUCCCACCGUGCGCCGCAAUGCUUCCUUUGGUACUACCCCGCGGUGCCCAGCGCCGAACGGUAACAUGGCAAACCGGAACAGACCCGGCAUGGGAAGCUCCGAAUCACUGGGCCGGGGGUCUCAGAGGAACGGUCUACCUAUUUCCACGGUGAAACCCAAAACCCACCUCAUCCACAACAACCUCCGUGAGGUGUAUGUCUCCAUAGCGGAUUACCAUGGUGAUGAGGAGACCAUGGGGUUCCCUGAAGGAACGACUCUGGAGGUUCUGGAGAGGAACCCUAAUGGGUGGUGGUACUGCCAGAUCCUGGAUGGAGGUCGACCUCGAAAAGGCUGGGUCCCCUCAAAUUACCUGGAAAGGAAGAGCUAGUGACACACUAAUAUUCAGUGGAUGUGCAAUCAGAUCAGAGACCAUGGAAGACAGUGUAAAUGGAAAGGCACUGAUUUUUUACGAUGGAAAGAUGGAAAUCAGAAGAGACAAUUUACAGUAUCAUUGAAGUGGUAUACUUUGUGUUUCCUAAACUGAGGGUGGCGACCAAUCCUGCAUAUAAUUACUUGACAUUUUAUUAUUGUAAUCUGAAGUGACAAAGAAAGUACUUCAAAGUAUAAUCAUUUGACAGGAUUUUAUCUAUUCACAGACAGCCGGGGGUUGGAAUAAAUACCUUUGGCAUUAAAAUCAGCAAAAGGUCAAUCACAUAUUUAACAAAAUCAUUAAACAAAAGUGGUUGAUUUGAUGAAAUGUGCUUUUUAAUCCAAAAUGGAAGAAUAGUGGGUUUUGGACACUAGUGGAGGAGCUUUGGACAGCUUUGGCUGAUCAAGGUGAGUUUUUGUGAUAUGAUAACAUUAAUUAAGGAUCUCCAAUUGGCUAAACAUUAUUCACUUCAAAUGAUAUUUGAUCAUACAAUUAUUUUAAUGUUUUUUUAUGAUUUCUUUAAAGGUCCAAUGCAGCCAUUUUUAUCUCAAUAUCAAAUAAUUUCUGGGUAAAAAUUAAGUAGCUUACUGUGAUUGUUUUCAAUUAAAAUAGUCAAAAAUAAACAAAAAUAGCUUCUUAGCAAAUAGCAAGUUCUUAUUGCAAAUAGCUAUUGGUUUAUUAACUAAUUUACUCAAAUAGCUUUUACUCUAAAAGGGCAUUAUCAUAAUUUUUUUCAAUUUCACAGUAUUAUUCCAACAUCAUAGUGUGUAAAUAUAUAUACAGUGCAUUUGCAAAGUAUUCAGACCCCUUCCCUUUUUCCACAUUUUGUUACGUUACAGCCUUAUUCUAAAAUGGAGGAAAUCCUCAGCAAUCUACACACUAUACCCCAUUACAACAAAGCAAAAACAGGUUUUUAGAACCUUAUUUACAUAAGUAUUCAGACACUUUGCUAUGAGACUCGAAAUUGGGCUCACAUGUAUCCUGUUUCCAUUGAUCAUCCUUGAGAUGUUUCUACAACUUGAUUGGAGUCCCUUGAUUGGAGAAACUUCCAGAAGGACAACCAUCUCUGCAGCACUCUACCAAUCAGGCUUUAUGGUAGAGUGGCCAGACGGAGGAAACCUGGCAGCAUCCCUACGGUGAAGCAUUGGGGUGGAAGCAUCAUACUGUGAGGUUGUUUUUCAGUGGCAGGGACUGGGGGACUAGUCAGGAUCGAGGGAAAGAUGAACGGAGCAAAGUACAGAGAGAUCCAAUUGGCUCAUUCAUCCCCCUCCUCUCCCCUGUAACUAUUCCCCAGGUCGUUGCUGCAAAUGAGAACGUGUUCUCAGUCAACUUACCUGGUAAAAUAACGGUAAAAUAAAAAAAUAAAUAAAAAUCCUUGAUGAAAACCUGCUCCAGAGUGCUCAGGAACUCAGACUGGGAUCAAGGUUCACCUUCCAACAGGACAACGACCCUAAGUACACAGCCAAGACAAUGCAGGAGUGGCUUCGGGACAAGUCUCUGAAUGUCCUUGAGUGGCCCAGCCAGAGCCCGGACUUGAACCCAAUCAAACAUCUCUGGAGAGACUUGAAAAUAGCUGUGUAGCAACGCUCCCCUUCCAACCUGACAGAGCUUAAGAGGAUCUGCAGAGAAGAAUGGAAGAAACUCCCCAAAUACAAGUGUACCAAGCUUGUAGCUUCAUACUGUAAUCCCUGCCAAAAGUUUUUCCACAAAGUACUGACUAAAGGGUCUGAAUACUUAUGGAAAUGUAAUAUUUCAGUUUUUUUUUUAUACAUUUGCAAAAAUAUCUUAACCUUUUUUUGCUUUGUCAUUAUGGGGUAUUAUUUGUAGAUUGAUGAGGAAAAAACUAUUUAAUACAUUUUAGAAUAAGGCUAUAAUGCAACGAAAUGUGGAAAAAGUCAAGGGGUCUGAAUACUUUCCGAAUGCACUGUAUAUAUAACACAGAAAAAUCUAGUUUUUGGCUGCGCUGGGCCUUUAAAGCUUUUUGCAUGUUUAAAAUGUUUUGUUUAAGUUAACAUUUAUCUUCAAAUGUUUUGUAUGUUGUAUUUAAAAGGUCUGUUGCUACACCUUCUCAUAUGUUAAAUGUCAUCUGCAGAAUGUCUUGUGCAUGUUUUUAAGUCACUUUGUUAUGAAGCUUAAUGUAUAUUUCAUGUUUAUGUUUCAUAUAGCUAUGUGUGUACGGCAUCUUGUUGUAGAGCUUUGUAAAUGUGUUCUAUCAGUGCAUUACAGCGUGUAAGUCAUUUGAAACCUCUUAAAGCUACAGUCUGAGAUUGGAAAAACAAAAAUAAAAUAAACUGUGUUCCAGCCACUUGUUUUGGGUGCAGCUGAGGGAUAGGGCUAGGACAAUUUUGGUUUAUGACAAAGACAGACAGCUGUAUUGAAGGCAUUUAUAAGAAUUGUCUUCCAGAAUCAAUGGGUAAAUAUGAAGAAUUUAAAUAACCAUUAAACAGCUUCCCAAGUUGCAGACUGUAGCUUUAAUGUAAAUCUUUGUCAAUGUUUCAUGAUUUUCUUGAUGACACUCUACAUAAUGUCUUAUACGUACAUUAUGUAUCAUUCACCACCUUGGAAGUGUAUUUCUGCUCUGGUCUUAUGACAAAAUAAGUCAGCCUACUGUAUAUUUGAAGGAGUGGUAAAUCAGCACUUUAGAAUCGUCUUCUUCUAGUAAGUACAUUUGAACUAACAUUUGAACUAAAAAAUACAAAUAAAUGAUGAGCUGCUUAUGCACUUCCAUUAUUCCAUUUAAUUUACCAGAGGAAGGAAUAUUUGACUUGAAUAUUGGAAUUGAGGCUUUGCAUUUGCUUUCAAAACCAAACCCCUGUGUCACGACUUCUGCCGAAGUCGGUGCCUCUCCUUGUCCGGGCGGUGUUCGGCGGUCGACUUCACCGGCCUUCUAGCCAUCAUCGAUCCAUUUUUCAUUUUCCAUUGGUUUUGUCUUGUCUUCCCACACACCUGUUGUCAAUCUUAUUCAUUACCUGUUGUGUAUUUAACCCUCUGUUUCCCCUCAUGUGUUUGUCAGAGAUUGUUUUAUGUUUAGUGUUGAUUCUUGGUGUAUAGGUGCGCGACGGGUCCUCGUACCCAUGUUUAUUUGAUGUAUGUAUAUUCUCGUGUUUGGAGCAUGUCAUGUGGACAUUUAUUAAAAGUCUCCAUUUAUACUUCG
Molecule: messenger RNA, 6857 nt
Organism: Salvelinus fontinalis (brook trout)
Lineage: Eukaryota; Metazoa; Chordata; Actinopteri; Salmoniformes; Salmonidae
Product: SH3 and PX domain-containing protein 2A-like
Exons: 14
Coding region: 353-3661 (1102 amino acids)
Biological process (GO): superoxide anion generation
Molecular function (GO): protein binding; superoxide-generating NADPH oxidase activator activity; phosphatidylinositol binding
Source: RefSeq, a predicted model, not a curated record